Messenger RNA from Meyerozyma guilliermondii ATCC 6260, 2559 nucleotides. RefSeq names its product Put3p (gene PUT3). Gene Ontology annotation, molecular function: DNA binding; zinc ion binding; DNA-binding transcription factor activity, RNA polymerase II-specific. Lineage: Eukaryota; Fungi; Ascomycota; Pichiomycetes; Serinales; Debaryomycetaceae. The transcript has a single exon. The record is from RefSeq and is a predicted model, not a curated record. Bases 1 to 2559 code for a protein of 852 amino acids. Gene Ontology annotation, biological process: regulation of DNA-templated transcription; DNA-templated transcription.
AUGGACACCAAUACCAUUGAAGGUCUCCCCGCAGACCUCGAGGACCAAAGUUCCAAGAAGCGGACCCCCUUGGCAUGUAUCAGGUGCAGAAUGAGACACAUCCGAUGCCCGGGCGGCGAUCCGUGCAAAAAAUGCGUUCUUGCAAAGACCCGUUGCGAGUACGUGGAGGGAGAUAAGAAGGUGGUGGUGUCUUUAAAGUACUUGACGAAGCUACACCAGGACAUAGGACGACUAAAGCGAGACAAUGCUGCGCUCCGAAAUGAUUUGAAACAACACGAAACCAUGCCGCAAAUUGCAAAAGACUCGGCCGACGUAACCAAGACAUUUGAACACAAUUCGCUAUUUCAUAGGUCCAAUAACCACCAUUCGUUCGAAACCCAACCUCCUGAAAAGGACCCUAAUUUCAAUAUGUUCACCACGAGCUCGGUAGCUGAUAUUAUUCACCCUACCUUGGACAAGUAUGGUCGCCUUAUCCACGCCCGAACCGGCGAAAAACUCUAUGUGGGACCGUCUUCCAUGACGCUAUUUGGGUUGGAGAUCCAGAAUAUGGUGCCUGCUUUUGCAAGUUCCAGCUUGUUCAUUGACCCUAAACGGUCCCCCAAGACAUCCACUGCCUCCACCACCACCACCUCUAUGGAUCCUCCAGUCAACGUAGACUCGAGCCACUACCCGCUGAGCGAGAGAGAAACCAGAAUACUUGAAAAAGAGGGAAACGCCUACAAAAUCACCUUGGCAAAAACAAAUACGCGCCCGGGACUUUCCAUUAAUUUCACCAUGCCAUCUUACUCCUACGCCAUGCUUCUCGUCGAUACAUUUGUCAACUACAACGAUGGAUGUUUCUAUUUCUUUAACGAGGGUCUCGUCAAGCUGUUCCUUAUGAAUUUGUACGCCGGCGACACCGCUGCAAAUAUGAAAAUUCUCAAGCGUAAUUAUGACCAGUCGCUCGUCAAUUCCACCGAGGACGAUGCCAUUCUCGAAACCCUCUGGUUCUGCAAAGUAAUGCUCAUCUUUGCCGUGGGAGAAAUGUACUUGGGCACAGAACUGAGCUCACAAGUGAAACAGCCGUACCAGCACGAAACCAAAACCCACAAAAAAAAUACCCUUCCAGGCUCACAAUUCUUCUAUCAGGCAUCCGAGUUGUUCACUGGCUUGUUUGCAUCGGGAGCCAUCGACAACACCACCAAAGAUGGAGGAAUUGAAGUCAUCUUGCUCUAUGCGUUCUACCUUCAAGUGGCAGACUGUACCAUUGCAUCCUACUUUUAUUUCGGGUUGGCACUUCGUUCGGCGCUCAUACUUGGAUGGCACGUAGAUGCGGAAAAAGGUCUGCUAAACAAGUACGAAUUGGAACAUCGACGCCGGGUUUGGUGGACCGUUUAUAUGUAUGAGCGGAUGCUCUCUUCGAAAGCGGGACUUCCUCUCAGUUUCACCGACGAUAGCGUAUCGACGGAACUUCCUCAAAAUUUGGGUUUAACCGACCACGGCGAUGGGAACUCUGAUUUAUACAUUUUUCCACCCGCUGAGUAUAUCAACAAUUGUGUUCUUAUCACCCAGAUAAACGCAAUUAUUUUAUCAUCGUUAUACACCAAACAACCCACCGUCAAUAUUUUACCGGUGGUUUCAGAGCUUGUCCACAAGUUACUCAACUGGAAGUCAGCAUUGCCCGAGUUUCUUCAGGUUAAUUACGGCGACGACGACAUAAAAGUAUCUCGUCUUAUCGUCAACCUCAUGACGGAAUAUUUUCAAGGCAUGAACCUCGCUGUUCGACCGCUUCUCUUCCAUUUUGCUACAAAGAAAUUGCAGGAGCUCCAAUCACACAGCAGCACCAACAAGUACAUCGACCUCACCAAGUAUCCCAAGAACGUAUCGAUGUUACUCAACGCUUCGUUUCAAGCAUCCAUAAACACCAUAAGAUCCAUUUGGGCUCUCGUUCCGGAAAACAUGGUGGCUCUUUUUGGCUGGAUGGACAGAGAGUACCUCUUUACGUCGUCGUCGACGCUCAUAUUGUUCAGUGCCUCAUUUGGCGUUCAUGAGGCUACAAAAGUACACCUUGACCACGCACUCACCAUUUUCACCAAAAUGAAACGUCUUGGCAAUUAUCCCGCUGCGCUUCGGCGGGCCCAGCUUGUCAAAUUGAUCAGUCUGUUGGACUUUAACGGGGUGAUGACUGAUUUAGUGGAGAAACAUGGCGAUGAUGUUCGAGAAGCGACCAGCAGUGCAACGUCGCUGAACAAUGAUAGUACUGAAUUUAGCCACGGAUUCGUUCCGGACCACGAGCCUCUUCCGCAAGACACAGCCAUAGGAAUGCAUGCCGACACCGAUUUGGCACCACAGAUUUUGCCCAAUAACAACGGCGAUUUGGCGGACAUUGAAGGAUUCGCAUUUUCCAGCGAAGAGCACAAAUUGUGGAACGAAAUCACCCAUGAAGCGGUGUGGUUGAAUAUGGGUCCCACCAAUACGGCGUGGAACCCCGACGAAGGGCGGGAUUUGGAGUUUCCAUCGACAAGCCUUGGGGGCUAUAACGACAUUGUCAACGAUGAGUUCCAGGCGAUGGACGAUUGA